Molecule: messenger RNA, 3394 nt
Organism: Pelmatolapia mariae (spotted tilapia)
Lineage: Eukaryota; Metazoa; Chordata; Actinopteri; Cichliformes; Cichlidae
Gene: olfml1
Product: olfactomedin-like 1
Exons: 8
Coding region: 363-1574 (403 amino acids)
Biological process (GO): signal transduction
Source: RefSeq, a predicted model, not a curated record
AGAGACUGGGAGGGACCGUGGGUGAGGUUCACUUGGAUCCAAAACCCAGUGAAGCAACAACUUAUUAGAGAAACAAGGCAGAAAGUUCUGGAGCUACAACUUUUCCUGAAUAAAGCAGAAGGAGAAGAAUUCAGUCACUUAAGGAAUCUGGGAUUGCUUUUAACACAGCAAAACUGUUGUACGCUCUCACUUUGGAGAACUUUUACUGAGCUCUGUGCUUCAGGAGUGCUGCGGAAAUACAGGAAGUGGUCUCAUUAAUACUGACAAGUUUUUCAGAAACAAAAAGACUAAAGUUUCCCUGCAGCUGCAGAGGCAGUGAAACUUGGGCUGACUACUCUGGCCAGACUUAUUGAGUUUUAGUCAUGUCGGGCAUACUUCCCCUCUUUCUCGUAUCUUUGUGUCUGAUCGUGGGCUCAGUCCAGAGCCAAAGCUCAUCUCAGGAUGCCUUUAUAAUCCAGUACCUGGAGAGGAGACUGGCUCAGAUGGAGGAGCGCCUGAAUCAGUGUGAGCAGAGCACCACAAGCAUCACCCAAAGAACCUAUGACCUCUCCAGUGAAAUCAGAGGUUAUCUGUCUACACUCAGUGUUCUCAGAUCAGAGGUGAAGAGCCAGAUGGACGGCAUGUCUGUACGUGUAGACCGGAUGGAGAGAGAGCUGGAAUAUUUGGAAAACAAAAUUCCCAGUCAGUCUGAAAUUGAGAUGGAGGAGGCACUGCUGGAACAGCAGAUAAAAGCUGCAGAACUCGACCUGCUGAAAAGGAAAGCCAAGAUCAAAGUGCAAAAUGACUGCAGCACGGGUCUGAGUCAAAUCAAGUCUCUCAAGAUUGUGAAGAAGGCAGGAGACACCUAUGGUUCCUGGUUCAAGGACCCCUCGGAAGGAUCAGCCAAGAUUUAUCUGCUCAGCGGAAUUCGUAAUGACACCAUGCUGGAGUACGUUUCCCUGCAAAGCUUCACAGAGAGGACUUCAUCUCCAGCAAAGGUGGUGCAGCUGCCUUUCCACUGGCAAGGAUCGGGUCAUGUGGUCUACAAUGGAUUCCUCUACUACCACAAAGCAGAUACAACAAACCAAAUAGUGAAGGUAGACCUGCUGAAUGGCACAGUGGUGGACAGCAUGCUUCUUCCAGGAGCUGGUCAUAUGCCUGUUUACAGUCUGAACCCUAACACUUACCUGGACAUGGCUGUUGAUGAACUUGGCCUCUGGGUCAUCCAUGCAGAUGCUGAGUAUGGAGGAAACCUGGUCAUCACCAAACUGGAAAUAGGAACCUUGGCAGUAGAGUCUGUGUGGGACACACAGUGUAGAAGCCAUGACGCUGAAGGAGCUUUCCUAAUAUGUGGCACCCUUUAUGUGGUCUACAACACACGCUAUGGAGGACGUUCCACCAUACAGUGUCUCUAUGACAUCCAUGACACCAUUCACAGCAAUGAGAGUCCUGUGAUGUUCUUCCCGAAACGUUAUACCAGCCAUAGCAGCAUCCACUAUCACCCCGGAGACAAGCAGCUGUAUGCCUGGGAUGAUGGCUACCAGACGAUAUACAAAGUGGAGACACGCAAGAAUGACCAAGUCAUUGCAGACUAAUAUUACAACAGUGUUAAUAUACUGAUGUUUGUUGAGGACAUAGUUGCUUCGCAUUGUAAUGUACUGGGUACCCCUUAAGUGUAAUUAUUCAACAUUCCCAAUGAAAUCACAAGAAAAAUUGCUCUACUGGUGUUGUCGCUGUUGAAAGAUGUGGUAACCAAAGAAAUGUUUUAAAAUGUUUUAAAAAGUUUAAUUUUAAUGUGUAGUUCAAGGAAAGAUGUAUUUUAACCUAAAACAGGAUUGUUUUCUGUCUUGGUUUACCACAAUAUAAGAUUUACACUUUAUGACUUUUGUGAUCAAAAAGACCUUACGGUAACGAUGUUAUCACUAUAUUUAGAGAAAAGUUUUAUGAGGCAAAAAAGCAGACAUUCAAAUAGAAAGUUUGCAUUUAAACGCAAAACUGCCAUUAACUGUGCCAACAUAUAUAAUGCAUGCUAUUUUUAUGUGAAUUUCUGACACUAUACUGAUACACUGAAAUCAACUAGGCACCCCAGUGUUAAAAUAUGACAAGAAGCAGUUCCAGAACAAGUUUUAGUGUGUGAUGAGUCGGGUGUGAGAAUGUGUUGGUUAAUUCUGCAUCCUGUAUUAAAAUCUCUAUUAUCACUUGAAAAUCAUGCAAUAAAAAAAAAAAUCACUAAUAAAAGCGUACGUCUAGGAAAGCUAAUCAUAGGGUAUUUUAUAAUCUGCUGUUGUUUAGUGCUCCUUUGCUGGCAAUGGAUGCUGCCUUUAUCACUGUGAAGGGUUAUAGACAUGAAUUCUAUGUCUAACUGAAGCCUUUUUAAGCAUUUUACUUUAUACUUUGUAGCAACACAAUAAAGAGCAUUUAAAUGUCAGGGUUUUCAGUAUGUUUUUCAGAAUGAUGAAUUCCAUCUUAAAAACUGUUUGAAAUAUGUGACGUAGAAUAUGUCUCUGUCAGCUGAAUAGCUGAGUUCUCCCAAAAAUGCUAGCAUUAUUUCAUUGCUGAAGUUGGUCAACAGUCUACCCAGCUGUUAAAAUCUUCCAAUCCCUCAUGUAUAAGUUGCUAAUAUAGUAGUAUUGUAAAGCUUAUUUAUUGCACUUGAACACAAGAACCAAAUGUCAACAUUGUAUAUUCUGCAAACAGUAACAAAAUAGUGCUGGAAACUCUCAUUUCAUUUACACUACACAUUCUCAUCGACAUCAAACAUUAUGCCAAAAAGCAGAUUCAGUUCAUCUGAAUGUUGAGAUGAGUGAUGAAACAUGUCUCCCACUGAAAACGCAUUGUCCAGCUGAACAGAAUCAGCUUUCUGGGAUUUCCUUACAUUUAUGAUUGAGCAUGCAUCGAGACAUCAAAGAAUAAUGGUCUCAGUUUACGCAGAACCAGCAUGCAUGCUGCGUUCAUCCUUUGCACAUUUGCAUCUUCUUGUAGAAUGCUCUUAAAAUCAGCAUCUUAAGAGGAUUUACCUUCACAUUAUCCAGUUCCCCUCAAAAAAGUAGCGGUCUAGUACAGCAGACAUCCAGUAAGACUAGACUAAAACUUCAAUACGACACAUAAAUUGUGGAAUCUGCUUUUUACAGAUUGUGUUGCCAUAAUCUGCAACAAACGUUAUUUAUUAGUUUGAUAUAGAUGAACGUUCUAUUUUGAACUGUUUGUGACUUUUAGUGUAUGUGAGUGCGCUGAGAUGGUUGGAAAUGCAUGUGAAUCAGAUGUAAAUAGUGCGACAGCGCCCUCUCUUGGUUAUGACCGGUUAUAUGUUUACCUUCGUUCUGUCCCCUUUGCAUUAAAGUCUCAGUGGAUUACUUCAUUUCCCUUGUUUUAAACGUGAUAGAAAAUGGUGAUGUAAAAGAUAGUAAUAAUUAAC